Aspergillus puulaauensis is the source of this 1323-nucleotide messenger RNA. RefSeq names its product protein kinase PKP2. Gene Ontology annotation, cellular component: mitochondrion. Gene Ontology annotation, molecular function: pyruvate dehydrogenase (acetyl-transferring) kinase activity. The coding region runs from base 1 to 1323 and encodes 440 amino acids. The transcript is spliced from 4 exons. The record is from RefSeq and is a predicted model, not a curated record. NCBI's taxonomy places the organism in Eukaryota, Fungi, Ascomycota, Eurotiomycetes, Eurotiales, Aspergillaceae. Gene Ontology annotation, biological process: regulation of glucose metabolic process; protein phosphorylation.
AUGCUGCGGAGUCGCCCAGCUCGAUGCUGGCGGACCUUGCACAGACGCCCUCUCUCAAUACGAAGUCUCAACUCCGAGGGAUUUGCACAUAAUCCCCCGCCAUGGAGACCUGUCUCGGCUCUGGAUGAAUUUGUCGAGCGCCAGAUUCGGCCGAUCAGUUUACGGCAGCUCACUUUCUUCGGACGAACCUUGACUGAAUCAAGACUAAUCAGCUCAGCAAACUACGUGCGCACCGAGCUUCCAACGAGAUUAGCACAUCGUCUUCGAGAUAUACAAAAGCUACCAUAUGUCAUUGUCGCUAACCCUCACUUCUCCCUGGUAUACGAACUUUACUAUAAGGCGUUUGAGAGGUUUCGCACCGUCCCAGAAAUACGAACCCUUGAGGAUAACGACAGGUUUUGUGACAUCUUACGCAAGACGCUCACAGAGCACCUCGUCGUGAUACCGAGGUUAGCUAUGGGAGUACUUGAAUGUCGUGGUCUGCUGCCUUCCGACGCAAUGGAUGAAUUCAUGAAUACUUUGCUUAGGGCGAGAAUUUCCCGUCGGGUCAUUGCGGAACAACACCUUGCAUUAACGGAAACAUUCAACUCGCCGUGGCACUUUCCCGGAUCGCAGGAUAGGACAGACCUGAACGCAGACUUCGUCGGUGAAGUGUUCCUGAAAUGCAAUGCCAAAGAGGUCGUAGAACGGUGCGGCAAGUUGGUACAGGACAUGAUUCGACAAAGCACUGGGUCCGACAAGAUUCCAGAAAUCUCCGUGCAGGGGCACCUAGAUGCCACAUUCCCAUAUAUGCUCAGUCACUUAGAGUACAUAAUCGGGGAGCUCCUGCGUAAUUCAGUCCAGGCUGUCAGUGAAAAAUACCAGGACUUGCAGCAAACGCCGCCGCCUAUUGAGGUGCUCAUCUGUGAAGCACCUCAACAUGUUAUCAUGCGUGUCUCUGACCAAGGCGGAGGAAUACCGCGAGAGAUCAUGCCAUACUUAUGGUCUUUUACCAAAGGACCUCACAGCAAGGUGCGACUUGAAAAUCUAGGACAGGUCCCAGCAAUGGCAGCCACAUUGCAAGAGCUCUCAGUGUCCAGCGAUAUAAAACAUGCGGACAAGGAAACGUUCCGCGAAAGCUCACUAGACACACUAACUUCGCGGCUUCCAGACCUACGGCUGGGCAUCGGACUCCCGAUGAGCAGAGUCUAUGCGGAGUACUGGGCAGGUAGCCUGGAACUGCAUAGCUUGGAGGGAUACGGCGUGGACGCUUUCCUUCAGAUAUCGAAACUCGGUAACAAGAACGAGCAGGUCACGACGAGAGCGGCAAUUGAUGCCGUGUGA